ACCGGUUAUAAAAAAAAAAAAAAGUUCAAAUAUCAAAGUUCACGUCUUGUGAUACCUAUCCGUUUAAAACUAAAAACUCACCAAGUAGUCGAGUGUUUAAAAUUUUGUAUUUUAUUUAAAUUCGAUAAAAUAUAAACAUGAGUCUACAGAGCAAAAUUGUGUUAAUAACCGGUGCCAGUUCAGGAAUCGGAGCAGCGACCGCUUUGCAUUUUUCAAAGUUGGGAGCAAAGCUCGCGCUCACCGGUAGGAACGCUGUCAAUUUGCAGAACGUGGCUGACCGUUGUGAAGGUGUGAGUUCGUCCAAGCCUUUUGUGAUAAGCGGGGAUUUGACAAACGAGACCGAUACGAAAAACAUAAUGGACCGCACGUUAGCCCAUUACAAUCGUCUGGACGUUUUAGUCAACAACGCCGGCAUGUUGGAAACGGGUUCCAUCGAGAACACCUCGCUUGAUCAGUACGAUCGCGUAAUGAACACCAACGUUAGGUCGAUUUAUCAAUUGACCAUGCUGGCUGUGCCCCACUUGAUCCGGUCCAAAGGCAACAUUGUCAACGUGUCCAGCGUGAACGGAGUACGCUCUUUCCCAAACGUCCUGGCGUAUUGUAUGUCCAAAGCUGCCGUCGAUCAGUUCACCAGAUGUGUAGCUCUCGAGCUGGCUCCGAAAGGUGUAAGAGUGAAUAGCGUAAAUCCAGGCGUUGUGGUCACGGAAAUUCUGAAGAGGAACGGCAUGAGCGAAGAAGAUUAUGCAAAGUUUCUGGAAAGAACCAAGGAAACGCACGCUUUGGGUAGACCCGGCACUCCAGAAGAAGUCGCCAAAGCAAUUGCGUUUCUAGCAAGCGACGAUUCCAGUUUUUCCACGGGCGACACUCUGUUAGUGGACGGCGGACGACACGCAAUGUGCCCGAGAUAAUUUAAAAAUUAGACUAUGUAUGUAUAAUUAAUUGAAAAUGGUAACAUGUUUGUAAAUGUAACGUUUGCCACCAAGUACUAUAUUAUUGUUAUUACCAAAUUAUAAAUAUUGUUAUUCUUUAGUUUAAAAAAGAAAUUAUUGAAAAUAAUAUACUUAAAUAUUAUUGCGGCAUUAUAUGCAUAUAUCUCGGGGGUUAAGCACAAAGAAAUAAUUAUUUAUAAUAAUAUAUAUUCACAUUAUACUUUUUUUGUCUACUGCAAAUUGUCUUUUACACGAUGCUUAAGAUUUAUU
This is a messenger RNA of Adelges cooleyi (spruce gall adelgid), 1199 nucleotides long. RefSeq names its product 3-oxoacyl-[acyl-carrier-protein] reductase FabG-like. Lineage: Eukaryota; Metazoa; Arthropoda; Insecta; Hemiptera; Adelgidae. The record is from RefSeq and is a predicted model, not a curated record. Bases 138 to 908 code for a protein of 256 amino acids. Gene Ontology annotation, molecular function: oxidoreductase activity. The transcript has a single exon.